This is a messenger RNA of Onthophagus taurus, 1883 nucleotides long. Its product is annotated as ubiquitin-conjugating enzyme E2 R2. The record is from RefSeq and is a predicted model, not a curated record. NCBI's taxonomy places the organism in Eukaryota, Metazoa, Arthropoda, Insecta, Coleoptera, Scarabaeidae.
ACCAGCUGUUUGGUCAGACAACGAGGACGUAAGGAAAGUGGAAGUUGGUAUCGUGAGUGACGCACGGGCCCCGAGGUGUUUCUGUUACGAAAAACAAGCCAUUGUAGAAUAGAGUAUCAGUCGAAUGGAUCAUAAACGAGCUUGAUACACUAUUAAAAAAGUAGAGACUUGUCAAAAAAACGGAGAAUAAAGUGACUUUUUAAUCCGAGUUAACACAUCUUUUCGUUUUUUUUUGUCGUGAUUUGGUGUGGUUGUUGAGAAAAAUGGCUGGUUUGAGACUGAACAGCAGUGCCCUACGUGCUUUGGCCGUCGAGUACAAGUCUCUCCAGGAAGAACCCGUCGAAGGAUUUUGCGUUAAACUUGUCAACGAAGAUUUAUUCGAAUGGGAGGUUGCGAUAUUUGGCCCCCCGGACACCCUUUACAUGGGCGGUUGCUUCAAGGCAAGGAUGAAGUUCCCGCAAGAUUAUCCUUAUUCACCGCCUACAAUUAGAUUUUUAACUAAAGUUUGGCACCCAAAUGUCUAUGAGAAUGGUGAUUUAUGCAUAAGUAUUCUACAUCCUCCAGUUGAUGAUCCUCAAUCAGGAGAGUUACCCUGCGAACGUUGGAAUCCAACUCAAAAUGUCAGAACAAUUUUGCUCAGUGUGAUAUCUCUCCUAAAUGAACCAAACACAUUCAGUCCAGCCAAUGUCGACGCGUCCGUCAUGUACCGACGUUGGAGGGAUUCGAAAGGUCGCGACAAAGAAUAUGAAAAUAUUAUAAGAAAACAAGCAAUGGCAGCAAGAGCGGAAGCUGAACGUGAUGGAAUUCAAGUACCAUUAACGCUUGAAGAUUACUGUAUUAAAACGCAGGUGAAGCCAAAUACGUCUGAUUCGCAGGUGGAAAUGACGGAUUUUUAUGACGACGAUUACGAUGAGGAGUAUGAUGAUCCAACGGAUGGUUCAGAUUACGAGGAGGACGAAAACGACAGCGGAAAUGGAGAAUCGUGAUCUCCUAAUCGAACGUUGCGCGCUUGUAAAUUAUUCUUUUUUAUUCUACUAUUAUAUUAUUAUUAAUUUUCAUUUUAAGGUUAAAAAAAAUAAAUUAUUUUCCCUUCUCUAAAGCAAUUUUUAAUUUUUAUUUUCUUUUUAUCGUCGUUUUUGUUUCUAUUUGUAAUUAGCACUAAAUAUUUAAGUAAGUACGGUUAGUGAUCUAUCCCUAGUUGCACUGAAAGUGAUUGUUUACUAUCUUAAGCUGGGGAGUUUGUCAUAUUUCUUUGUUUAUGUCCUGGUAAUCGUAGAUAAGACUUUUUUUUAUGAUUAAAUUAUUUUUAUUACUGCACUAUUUUAAAUGAUGGUUGUGUGAGAAUUUAAGAAAAAGAAAAUUGGAGUUUAAAAAACCGUAUCUUAAAUAUUGUUUUGUUGUCGAUCUCAAUGUCCUGGUGAUUUUACGAUUACUUUUCACGUUAACUGAGAAGGAUAAAAACUUGUAUAUAAUUAAAAACGGUUUUUCGUUUUUAUAAAGAAAAGAAAAAUUAAACAAAUUUCCUUUAAGUUCAUGUAAAUAGCGUCUCAAUAGAUGAUGUGAAUUAACAGUUAUUUAUUUAGCCUCUUAGGAUAAUAUGAUAAAGUAAUAAACGUAAUUUUCAGUUCCAUAAAGUAUUAUUGAAAAGAAAUGUGUUGAAUUGAAAACGGUUGCCACAAAACGUUGUCUCGUAGAAUAGAACGUUCGGUUUUGUGUGAUCGUUACAUCCGAUUGAUCAUUUUUUGCCUUACACUGAUGGAAUUAAACUGUAUAUUGUUUCUGUUUAACUAAAAUUUAUCAUAUUUUCACUGUGUUAAUGUACUUCUGUGGGAUUUCGAGUUAUUGUAAUGUCUUAAUCCUGAAAUAAAUGGUUCUGAAUUGUC